AUGCAUUCGUUGGUCAUUGGUGGAUUUUAUCUCCGCUCUCGUUACUCUCCCGGAAGCGGAGAUAAAACCCUGGGUACGAGGUUGGCAGUUGUUAAUAUUUGUCACUCCUGUUUUUAGAUAUUAUUAAACGAAAUCGAGAUAGGAUUCACGCUGGUGUUGUAAGUUUUUGCAUACAUACAGUAAUGACGGUUUAAAAGUGACUGCAUACUUAAAUCCGCCAGGAGGUUAUGUUUUCAUCCGCGUUUUUAUGUGUAUGUGUGUGCGUCUAUCAGCACGAUGACUUAAAAAUAUCAUACGUAUUAAUACGAAAAUUUGUGGGAUUAAUGGACAUUGCCCAAGGACAACUUGAUUAAAUGUUGGUUAAAUUUGGAUGAAAAUUGGAUGAGAAAUUAGCCAAAGUUUGUCUUGUUUUGCUGGGCAGAAAAAAACUGAAUGCGUAAUUAGCCCAUUGUAUAAUUUAUGUACGAUACAUAACUUAAUUUGUUGGCCAAGGUAUAUGCAGUCUCCGAGUGCCCUCUAUAUAUGUACUUUACAUGGCUGUAUUCAGGUCUUGCAGCAUGACGUAUCAUAAUAAUCCGCCAUUUUGAGUGGCAGAAAUCUUUUAUUCAACCGACUACCACACAACUGUGGACCAUUAUAACUCCACGAAAUGCUCAAACAAAAGCAACAGCCGCAUUCAGUGCCAUAGUCUUGCUUUGACGCCUGUUGGCUUUUCAUUGACUAUUUUUAAUUUGCCACCCAAAAUGGCCAAAUAUCAUCAAAUACGUGUUGUGACGUCACUUACAAGACCAUUGAUAUGCAAUAUAUGAUCUUUGCAUAGGCUCACUGUUUUACUGGCAGUAAAGAAGAAGCACACUCAAUCCUUGAUCAAGGACUUUUUAUCGGUGUAACGGGAUGGUAGGUAUAGGAUUCAUUUGGCGUGAAGGCUAUUAACCAGUAUCAGGGGUAUUUUCAGGGCGUUUGUAGGCCCGUUGAACGGCCCAAAAAACUCCAUCUUGAAUUGAGUUUUGAAACUCAAUCAUCUCACCAGAAGUUUUAGUGUAGUAAAAAUGAAGUAGUUUGUGUUAAAAUUAUAACUUGGAAAUACUUUUUCCUGUUGGAACCCAACAAAGUAAGAAAAAACAAACAUACCACCUGCAAUUCGUUUCGCAACACAAAAUCAAAGCAGUUUAUAAGGCAUGUAAAAUUGUAAAGGCUAAAAUCGUGAAGCUUCCAGUAACUUCUCCUGGAUUUCCCAGGUUUUAUGCUGCCCCAGGUGAUUAGGUAAACACUCAAUCUUCCCAGCAAAGAUUCCUUUAAAAAAAAACCGGCAAUAUUUUGCUUGUUGGUGUGAAACAGUAGGUUAUGAUCAUAAAGAAUUGUUAAGCUAAGUUACUAUAAGUAAAAGAGUAAAUUAAGACUAGAAUUCAAGCUUGGUCUCCGCGGUAGAUACAUGCCUGGACACUUCGGUAUACCUACUACUUUUUUACCGUAACUUCAUUAACUUACCCAUGUGCAGACGCGCAUUACCAAUGUUUUCAUUUUGUAUAUAGUUCGUUUAAAACGGAAGAAAAUCUGGAAGUUGUAAAAUCAAUCCCAGCAGAAAAGUUAAUGAUUGAGACGGGUAUGGCAGUAUAUGUGUCUAUAUUGUAAAUAUGAACCUCAUUGUGCCGUUACUGAAGACACCAUUGUUGUAUAGAUGCACCGUGGUGCGACAUUAGACCAACUCAUGCUGGGUUUCAGUACAUUAAAACAAAGUUUGAUACUAAGAAAAAAGAAAAAUGGCAAGAAGGAUGGUGUGUGAAGAGCAGGAAUGAACCAACACAUCUAAUGUACGUGUUUUAUUCUCAUGUAGUUUCAAAUAUUUCAUUAAAAUACCUGUCACAAGAUGGUUUCUACUCCUGAAUACUUGUUCGAAAGCUGAUUAGCUUAUACUGUACCUCCAAACUUUAAAGCAAACUUUCUAAUAGAGUGUAUGUAAACUCCGGAAUCGCUCGUUGGUUGAUUGGAAUUUCAUUUUCGAAGCUGAAAUGCAAAGCUGUGGGUGAUCUCUGAGUCAAGAACAGCGCCAUUACAGUAUAUCUGUCUUACGUGGACCUGCCUCGUAACCAGGCAUCUCUUUGUAAAAAACAACGACGACGCGCGUAUGAUACAGUGAUAAAGUAUUGUAAUGGGGAGAAAAGCGCGAAGACUCUUCCCAACAACCUUCGCGCGUCGCCCGCCUGUCUUAAUUCUUCAUGUAUCCCGAUUAUACAGCGAAAUGAUACUGACGCGCCUGGGUACGAGGCAGGUCUUGGACCAAACCAGCCCUUGCGACUCAAUACAUUGCAUUCUGGAAUGUAUUCGUUUGAAUGCCGGACAUCAUUCUGGGCGGAGGUUUUUAUUUUAUUUCUGUCAAAAAGAACCAACCUGAGUGUGAUAAGAUGUUAAUUAAGAUGAAAACCAGAAAAAUGUUAGAGGAUGGGGGAAUUAUCAAUUCUUUUUCGGCCGUACGUCUUCUUGUGCUGGAAUUUUUUUGCGGAAUUUUAAAGGUAUUUUUCUUCCCUGUCCUCCAUGCACGAUUGUUUUCCUAUUGUUUCCCGUUGCGCGAAUUUUUUUAUCCCCCCUCCCAUCGGUCACUUUUCUAACGCCCCCAAAGUGCACAAUGUUUGGCUUGAAGUGGAAGAUUAAUAUUGUAUUUUUCAUCUCUUGAAUUUACAUCUAUAAUUUAUUAGGUUUGACCUUUCGCAAGAAUUAAAAUUUUCUUAUGAAUAAUGCAUCUUUUCUUUUUUUUAUUUUUGUAGUCAAGUUUUAGAAGUUCUUGCUGCUGUCAAGGAGCUGGAAAUUUCUGAAUUGGCCGAAACAGUCUUUCAGAAUACCAUGAAUGUGUUUUUUAAUGAAUCACAAUCUGAAGAUAAAUGAAUAAUUAGUAAUUAAAAAUGAUCAAUUAUAUUUUUAAGAUAUAUAUAACAUGCGAGUGUCAUAUACGAUUACGAUGCUAAUAGAGAACUAAUGUUAUUCCAAAAAAGUGUGCAUUCUAACAACACAUCUAUUUUAAAAACUGUUCCUAAUUUUGCCUGUAGAAAAACCCAAAAAGGAAAUGUUCUACUGGCUGUACUGUACUGGCAAUAUAAAGCAACGCAUUCAAAUUUUAAAAACAACCAAACAGCUACUGCUCUGGGUAAACAUAGUCUAUACGACAGUAUAUUUUCAAGAAAAUACGUUACAACUUACAAAAGAAAACAACAUAUCGCCUACUGUAUAGUAUUUUAUGAUUAUAUCUCGAAAAUGUUCCUAAUUGUUUGUACACUACCUAUUUCAGUAAAAUAUUGGUCUUGGGCUCAUUUGUCUCACAAUAAAAACCCAAUCCAUUACUGUAUCUACUCAUUUAUUGGUAAAAAAUCGACAGCUUACUAAGUCGUUACUCGUUACGCAACACAAUUUUCAUUCCCAUUCCAUUAUUUUCUUGUCUUUAAAGAUCUUGCCAUGUAAGUUCUUCUCGCCUUUUGACAAAAGUGCCAAAUAAAGAGGAGUUUCUGCGCCUACAAUAUGGUAGUAAUGAUCGUGUUAUUAUAUAGAGCCUUGCAGGGUAUUAGUUCUUGUCAGUUAAAAAA
Molecule: messenger RNA, 3572 nt
Organism: Paramuricea clavata
Lineage: Eukaryota; Metazoa; Cnidaria; Anthozoa; Malacalcyonacea; Plexauridae
Source: the annotation of a GenBank genome assembly